Messenger RNA from Mesoplodon densirostris (Blainville's beaked whale), 1948 nucleotides. It is a transcript of the gene SLC5A8, whose product is annotated as solute carrier family 5 member 8. NCBI's taxonomy places the organism in Eukaryota, Metazoa, Chordata, Mammalia, Artiodactyla, Ziphiidae. The record is from RefSeq and is a predicted model, not a curated record. The transcript is spliced from 15 exons. Gene Ontology annotation, molecular function: organic acid:sodium symporter activity. Bases 1 to 1836 code for a protein of 611 amino acids. Gene Ontology annotation, biological process: propanoate transmembrane transport; sodium ion transport. Gene Ontology annotation, cellular component: membrane.
AUGGACUCACCGCGGGGCAUCGGCACCUUCGUGGUGUGGGACUACGUAGUGUUUGCCGGGAUGCUGCUCAUCUCGGCCGCCAUCGGCAUCUACUACGCCUUCGCGGGGGGCGGCCAGCAGACCUCCGGGGACUUCUUGAUGGGCGGCCGCAGGAUGACCGCCGUGCCCGUGGCGAUGUCCCUCAGCGCCAGCUUCAUGUCGGCUGUCACCGUCCUGGGCACCCCCUCCGAGGUCUACCGUUUUGGGGCCAUAUUCAGCAUCUUUGCCAUCACCUACUUCCUUGUGGUGGUCCUCAGCGCGGAGGUCUUCCUCCCGGUAUUCUACAAACUGGGAGUUACCAGCACCUACGAGUAUUUAGGACUCCGAUUUAACAAGUAUAUUCGUUUCUGUGGAGUAAUCCUCUUCAUUGUUCAAACAAUUUUGUAUACUGGAAUUGUUAUUUAUGCCCCUGCCCUGGCUUUGAAUCAAGUCACAGGAUUCAAUCUGUGGGGUGCUGUAGUGGCUACUGGUGUGGUCUGCACAUUCUACUGCACCAUGGGUGGUCUUAAAGCGGUUAUCUGGACGGAUGUUUUUCAAGUUGGGAUCAUGGUGGCUGGAUUUGCAUCUGUGAUUAUACAGGCUGCAUUGAUUCAAGGUGGAGUCAGCACUAUUCUAAAUGAUGCUUAUAAUGGAGGAAGAUUAAACUUCUGGAAUUUUAAUCCUAGCCCUUUGCAAAGACACACAUUCUGGACGAUUGUUAUAGGAGGGACCUUCACAUGGACCAGCAUCUAUGGAGUCAACCAAUCCCAAGUGCAGAGAUAUAUUUCCUGUAAAAGCAGAUUCCAGGCAAAAAUGUCUCUCUACAUCAAUCUUGUGGCACUCUGGUUGAUCCUGACCUGCACAGUGCUAUGUGGGCUCGCCAUGUAUUCCAGAUACCGUGACUGUGAUCCUUGGACAGCCAAGAAAGUGUCUGCACCAGACCAGCUCAUGCCUUAUUUGGUACUGGACAUUCUGCAAGAUUAUCCGGGACUUCCUGGACUUUUUGUGGCCUCUGCUUACAGUGGAACAUUAAGCACAGUGUCCUCCAGUAUUAAUGCCUUAGCAGCAGUAACUGUGGAAGACCUAGUAAAACCUCACUUCCGAUGUCUCUCAGAAAGAUCUCUCUCUCGGAUUUCCCAAGGAAUGAGUGUGCUGUUUGGAGCUUUGUGUAUUGGAAUGGCUGCGCUGGCAUCACUAAUGGGAGGUUUGUUGCAGGCCUCACUCAGCAUAUUUGGUAUGAUUGGGGGACCACUUCUGGGCUUAUUUGCUUUGGGGAUUUUGGUUCCCUUUGCCAACUCAAUAGGAACACUUGUGGGUCUGCUGGCUGGAUUUACCAUUUCUUUGUGGGUCGGAAUUGGAGCUCAAAUUUAUCCUCCACUUCCUGAGAGAACUAUGCCAUUAAGCCUUGAAACCUAUGGCUGUAACAGCACAUACAAUGGGACAGAUUGGAUGACAACCACAGAAAUGCCAGUUUCUACCAGUACUUUUCAAGUAUACAACAUUGAAAGGACUCCACUGAUGGAUAACUGGUAUUCUUUAUCAUAUCUAUACUUCAGUACUGUUGGAACUUUGGUAACGUUAUUUGUGGGAAUGCUUAUCAGUUUAUUAAUAGGAGGAAGAAAACAAAACAUAGACCGCAGAUUCCUACUAACCAAAGAGGACUUUUUAUCCAAUUUUGACAUUUUUAAGAAAAAGAAGCAAGUUUUAGACUAUAAAUCUCAUCCAGUAAAAGAUGGUGGAACUGAUAAUCCUGGCUUCAACCAUAUUGAAUUGAACUGCACAGAUCAAAGUGGCAAGAUCAAUGGGACUCGUUUGUGAAGCAGCUGUGAUGCUAAAUUAUCUUAAACAGUGUCCCAGUUUUAUGUUUUUGAAGAUAGUUGGAUCAGGUUUAGAUUGAUUUUUUGUCCUAUCAUGAGUGUUUUGGGGGAAC